Hemicordylus capensis (graceful crag lizard) is the source of this 1901-nucleotide messenger RNA. It is a transcript of the gene SOCS1, whose product is annotated as suppressor of cytokine signaling 1. Lineage: Eukaryota; Metazoa; Chordata; Lepidosauria; Squamata; Cordylidae. Gene Ontology annotation, molecular function: 1-phosphatidylinositol-3-kinase regulator activity. Gene Ontology annotation, biological process: phosphatidylinositol phosphate biosynthetic process; intracellular signal transduction. Gene Ontology annotation, cellular component: phosphatidylinositol 3-kinase complex. The record is from RefSeq and is a predicted model, not a curated record. The transcript has 2 exons. Bases 776 to 1399 code for a protein of 207 amino acids.
UAUCUGCACUUUGGUGAGAUGGUUGCCUAAGGAUCCCAUAAGAUGGGGGGAGGGAGUUAAAGAGGAGGGAGCUUUUUCUCCAAGGGAGAGCUCUAGGAUUACUCAGGAACUUGGCAAGGUUGCCAGCAGCACGUUUUUUGCUUUGAACAAAGGAACUUAUUCAGUGUGACCAUUCUGGGAAUUUUAAUCCCAAAUUGUAGAAACUUUAUCCUUUUGGAGACCCAUUUCCUAUGGGAUUCCUAUGGGCAGAUGGGCUUCUCCAAAGGCCAGGCAGGAUCCACCAAAACGCCCCCCCCCCAUGCAAGCCCCAUUAACAUGGAUGGGUGCUGCCCCAGCCCCAUAUAUUUUUCUAGAGCCUUGUAUUAAUCAUCCGGAAAGCUUAUAGUCUGAGAAAAGUAAACCUUGCCUGUUUCUCAAAUGGAAAGGGUGAAGAGGCUGGCCCCCCUUCUUUGAGGAAGGGAAGGGCAAAGGAACCGAGGAGAAGUUCCUCUCACCUGUGUUCCUCCUGGACAGAGAGCAGGCUUGGAAAUCCAUCCCUGCACUUCAAGCGCCCUGAGGGUGACGGUGCUAUUGAGUUGAAUCAACUGAUGGGAAAGGAGCACCUUCUGAAUCAGCUCUUCCCAUCAAUGGCGCUCUGAUGCGUUCUGUGGCGAAGAGAAGGAAACCCACUAGCAAGCACAUGCUUCAAUGAGCUGCACCAGAAAGACCUAGGCCGGCAGCUCUUCCCUGGUCCUGGACGCUAUGGAAGAUCACCCUGGCUAGUCUAGUCUGUAGGAUGGUAACACAUAGUAGUGUGACGCCUGAGAAUGCGAUCACAAGAGAGCUGAGGUGUCGACGUGAGCCUCCUGUGAGAGAUCCUACGCAGCCCCGGAUUCCCCACGGCCCUGGCCGGGCCAACACCGUGCAAUCACCCCGGGACACCCACUUUCAUACCUUUCGUUCGCAGGCAGACUUCAGCAGCAUCAUCCGUACCAGCACUUUGCUGGACACGUGCGGUUUUUACUGGGGACCUCUGUCCGUCACUGCCGCUCAUGAGAAGCUCAAAGGAGAGCCGGAGGGAACCUUCCUCAUCCGCGACAGCCGACAGAAGAACUGCUUCUUUACCAUCAGCGUUAAGACUGCCACGGAGCCCACCAGCAUCCGGGUCAUCUUCCAGGCAGGCCAUUUCAGCCUGGAUGGCAGCAAGGAGACCUUUGACUGUCUCUUCAAGCUGCUGGAGCAUUAUGUUAGCUCCCCAAGAAAGGUACUGGUCACCCCGCUACGCAAGGAGCGGAUGCGGUCCUUGCAGGAACUCUGCCGCAAAAACAUUGUGGAGACAGUUGGGAGAGACAACCUAAGCCAGAUCCCGCUCAAUCCGGUCUUAAAGGAUUACCUGAAAUCUUUUCCUUUUAAGUUGUGAACACUCCGCAUUACGUUGGUGUGCAGGAACGGGAGAAGGUGUGCACGGAAUCCCAGCCAGGGGAGUUCUAUAACAGUGUACAGCCCCAGACACCAGGUGGAAAAGAUGGGUUUUUGCUGGAGGAUUUUGGUCAGUGGGGAUUGGCUGCUUUGGAGCAUGAUGGGGUGCAUGGCGAUUUGUUGUGCGAAGUUGCCUUGGGGUGCGCACGCACGGAAUUUGGUGGACAGCAAGAAAUCCAGAAAGAAAUCUGAUCCCAGGAUUUGUAUAAACUUUAUAGAGACAAUGAGCAAACUCAUCUUUGUAGCAGUUCUACUGUAUUUGGGGGUGGAGUGCAAAAACUUCAGUUCUCAUGUUUACACAAUGGAAAAACUGUUUGCACAAAUUGAGGCUCUCCUCCGAGACCUCGAUAGUAUUCUUUCUGCUAGGCAGAAUAUUUUGUUAUUUUAUAUCUAUUUUUUAAACAAGGUGAUAAUAAACCUUAAUGUAAUUUUUUUUAACAAAA